AUCUUCUUCUUUGUAAUAGAGACUUCCAAGUCCCAGAAGCUCUACACUCUCGUUUCCUAUCCUAUCAUAUUUUUUUCAACUUUCUAGCAGAUUUUGCGUCUUGUUUCCUUUAUUUUCUCGAGAAACCAGUAUAUUUGGUAAGUGAGCUUCGCUGGGUAUUUGUCAAAACUCUAAAUUUGUGUUAUGGGUUUGUUUGGCUGCCAGGAAAAUCAAAAGAACAAGAAAAUACGUUGCUCAUACAGUUUUGUCCAAGUAAUAAGCUGAUAAUCUCUGCUGCAAAGCUGAUGGAGAACACUGGAGGUGGUUCUUUUAUGAGGAAUAGGAGAUUGGAGAGUUUCCUCAACACAAACAGCACCCCAAAUGCGAAAGAAAUUCCGAAAAAGUGGGGGAAGGAAGAAGAGGAGAAAAGGGUUAGCAGGGAUGUUUAUGUUGAUGAUGAUGGGUGGAUCUCUGCAUUGAUAUCUUAUAUAAGGAUUGUGUUCUGUUUUGUGUCAAUGAUGCUUACAACAUUUAUAUGGGCUUUAAUCAUGCUUUUCCUCUUGCCAUGGCCUCAUGAGAGGAUUAGGCAGAGUAAUAUUUAUGGACAUGUAACUGGUAGAAUGCUGAUGUGGAUAUUAGGUAAUUCUGUAAAGAUUGAAGGUACCGAAUUCUCAAAUGAGAAAGCCAUUUAUAUCAGUAACCAUGCAUCUCCUAUGGACAUUCUCCUUAUGAUGUGGCUGACUCCCACAGGCACAGUGGGCAUUGCAAAGAAGGAGAUUAUAUGGUAUCCUCUCUUUGGACAACUUUAUGUGUUGGCCAGUCAUCUUCGGAUAGAUCGGUCCAACCCAGCUGCUGCAAUUCAAUCAAUGAAAGAGGCAGCUUGCGCAGUUGUCAGAAACAACCUAUCCCUGAUCAUUUUUCCUGAGGGCACCAGGUCCAUAAAUGGACGAUUGCUCUCCUUUAAGAAGGGUUUUGUUCAUUUGGCACUGCAAACACGUCUUCCAAUAGUUCCAAUGGUCCUAACAGGUACCCACCUAGCAUGGAGGAAGGGCAGCUUACAUGUUCGGCCAGUGCCUAUAACAGUCAAGUUUCUCCGUCCAAUAAAAACUGAUGAUUGGACAGCCGAUAAAAUUGAUGACUAUGUAAAAAUGGUACAUGACACAUAUGUUGAAAACCUACCAGAGUCUCAAAAGCCUCUUUGUUAGAAGGUACCAGAAAUAGUCCCUAGACCGUAGUUCUUGUUUAGGUACUCCCUUCUGUAACUCUCACAAUCUGGGCAGUGUGCUUUCUUAAAAGCUGCAAUAAGCAUAAUGGAAAUGUAGUUCUUAGAUCAGCAGAAACUACGGGUGUUUAUACUGCUGAUUCUCUUGCAAUAGCACUGAUUGCUUGAUCCA
This is a messenger RNA of Manihot esculenta (cassava), 1373 nucleotides long. Its product is annotated as 1-acyl-sn-glycerol-3-phosphate acyltransferase. Lineage: Eukaryota; Viridiplantae; Streptophyta; Magnoliopsida; Malpighiales; Euphorbiaceae. Gene Ontology annotation, molecular function: 1-acylglycerol-3-phosphate O-acyltransferase activity. Gene Ontology annotation, biological process: phosphatidic acid biosynthetic process. The coding region runs from base 285 to 1184 and encodes 299 amino acids. The transcript is spliced from 6 exons. Gene Ontology annotation, cellular component: membrane; endoplasmic reticulum. The record is from RefSeq and is a predicted model, not a curated record.